CAAACACCUCAUGUUCACCAAGGAUGGGAUGACGGUUGGUGUGAAGGAGUUGAAGGAUGAGGAUUAUAAGGAUCGGAGUCAGAGGUUGGUUUACUUUUCCCCCCUUACGUUGGGCUGGAUGCGCGGGUGGUGUGGCGUGUUGGGUUUUGUGGACUGGGCUAAUGGGAGUUAUAGUGUCCUUGUGAAUAUGUGGAAUCACACUUCUUUCCCAGCGUACAAGAGUCGGCUUUGGAAUAUGACUGGGUCUUCGGAUGAGCAGGAGGUUGAGAGGAGGAAGACGUGAGUUUGGUCCUUUGUUCUGUUUGGGUUUGUUUGACGUUGCUAAUGGUACUAGGUACUCGAAAUAAUCGAUGCGAAUACUCAACUCACGACUGAGCUAUCGUCUAUCUAUCUAUACCUACCUAGCUAGAUGGGAUAU
This is a messenger RNA of Aspergillus wentii DTO 134E9, 418 nucleotides long. RefSeq lists its product as uncharacterized. The transcript has a single exon. Lineage: Eukaryota; Fungi; Ascomycota; Eurotiomycetes; Eurotiales; Aspergillaceae. The record is from RefSeq and is a predicted model, not a curated record. The coding region runs from base 11 to 283 and encodes 90 amino acids.